AUGGAAACUAGAUCAUCGACCGCUACGUCUGAGAUAAACAAACAGCUCGACGAAAUCCGUUCAUCCCAAUCGCAGCAGUCAGAAGAAAUAAGGAAAGAGUUGGGAGGAGAAAUUGCAGAACUUAAAGCAAUGAUUUCGCAAAUCCUCAAGGCUACAAGCAUCGAUCAAACUCAAUCCUCUACGCCAAAACCAACAGACCCAACCUCAUCGGACCACAGCACCAUCAAAACAGCCGCACCACCCGCCGCGGAAACCCACCCUCCUCUUCCCCACGCACUCUCUUCCCGCUUAACAAAAGUCGGUUUCCCGAUGUUCGACGGAACGGAGCUCAAAGAAUGGAUAUAUCGAUGUGAACAAUUUUUUUCCAUCGACAACACAUCACCAGAACUAAAAGUCCGUCUCGCCGCUCUUCAUCUCACCGGAAAAGCUCUACAGUGGCACCACGGAUAUAUCACAAAUCGUUAUAACAUAUAUCCUCUCUGGCCAGACUACAUUAGCGCUAUAUCAUCACGAUUUGGAGAGCUAUACUAUGAUCCUCUCGCCGAACUCGUCAGUCUAAAACAGAGCAGCGACACUAUUGACGAAUACCUAGAGAAGUUUGAUUCUUCAAUGACUCGUCUCACGCUCCCACCGGAACAUGCACUGAGCAUCUUCUUAACCAACAUGAACCAACAUCUUGCUUUCCAUGUUAGACAGUUCAACGUAACUACCGUUCCAGAAGCUGCCCGCAUAGCCAAAUUCCAUGAGCUCUCUCUCCAGCACGCUCCUGUAAAGUCAUCCCGACCUUCUUACAACUCGUACCAAAAGACAAAUUCAUCAUCUUCAUACAAAUCUCAACCUGCGACCACACCGGCAACACCGAACACAAAACCUCUGCUACAAAAUACAAAUCAGAAACGCCUUACCUUCGACGAGAUGCAGGAACGAAAGCGUAAAGGUUUAUGUAUGUUCUGCGAAGAACCCUUUACUCCAGGCCACCAGCUUAAACACAAGCGAGCUCAAAUCUUGUAUCUCGAAACCGAGAACGAAGACUCCGAAGAGGAAGAAGACAUACAAACACCAUCUGAUACAAACCUCGAAGAUACUAAUAACAAAACCCCCACCAUCUCUGUUCAUGCUCUCAACGGCUCACCAACUUACAAUUGCAUGAGAAUCAUGGGCCAAUACGGAAAAAGAAAGCUCCAUAUUCUCAUCGAUCCUGGAAGCACUCACAACUUCCUUGAUCUCCAAGUUGCUAAAACUCUUGGUUGCAACCUUAUAUCGAUCACACCGAUGCCCGUAGCCGCAGCAAGUGGCGACCUGAUCACCAACUACAAGUGCAGCGAUUUUGUAUGGAAGACACAAGGAUAUGAAUUCAAGUCUGAAGUCCGGACCUUACGACUCGGAUUUAGCGACCUUGUUCUUGGAGUUCAAUGGCUCUCAACUUUGGGACCCAUCUUAUGGGAUUUCUUAAAUCUUCGUAUGGAAUUCAAAUUCAACGGCUUAAAGCAUGUCCUCCGAGGUAUCACACCAAAUGACUCAAAAAUUAUCUCCAGCAACAGCUUGAACAAAUUAUUGUUACAAGAACCGCAGCUAGCACUUCUCCAUCUCCGUGAGAAUCGCGAAACAGAGUCACCACAAGGACUCAACCCUGAGGCGAUUUUAUACCACAUUGAAGCUAGUAAUACCGAACCAGACACAUCAGGCUGGUUACAACGUCUCAUAGAAUCUUACUCCGAUAUUUUUGACGACCCAACGGAGCUACCUCCCUUUCGUCAAGGAUUUAAUCAUAAAAUACCCCUGGAAUCCGGUGCUAAUCCAGUCAAUCUCAGGCCUUAUCGCUACUCGUCAAUACAAAAGGAUGCAAUCGAUAAAGUGAUCCAAGAAAUGCUUACGCAAGGGAUUAUACAGUACAGCUCCAGCCCAUAUGCUUCUCCAGUGGUUCUCGUAAAGAAGAAGGAUGGCUCUUGGCGGUUAUGUGUUGAUUACAGAGGCCUAAACAAACAGACCAUUAAAGAUAAAUAUCCAAUACCGCUACUAGAAGACCUCCUCGAUGAGCUUGGUGGCGCCAAAUACUUCUCCAAAUUAGACCUCCGAGCAGGUUUUCAUCAGUUAAGAAUGGCACCAGAAGACAUACAUAAGACGGCAUUUCGUACUCACUCAGGACACUAUGAAUACCUCGUGAUGCCGUUUGGUCUCACAAACGCUCCAUGCACGUUUCAAGGUCUCAUGAAUCACGUUUUUGAACCUGUCCUUCGGAAAUUCUUACUGGUAUUUUUUGACGACAUCUUAAUAUAUAGCAAAACAUGGGAAGAUCACUUGGUUCACUUGGACAUGAUCUUUGCAAUUCUUCGACACCAGCAACUCUAUCUCAAGAAAUCUAAAUGCACUUUUGGAGCAACAAAGAUAGAGUAUCUCGGCCACUUCAUCUCCUUCAACGGCGUCAGCACCGACCCAUAA
Messenger RNA from Raphanus sativus (radish), 2439 nucleotides. RefSeq lists its product as uncharacterized. Bases 1 to 2439 code for a protein of 812 amino acids. Lineage: Eukaryota; Viridiplantae; Streptophyta; Magnoliopsida; Brassicales; Brassicaceae. The transcript has a single exon. The record is from RefSeq and is a predicted model, not a curated record.